AGGCGGUGGCUGGCCGGGGGCGUGGCUUGGCGCUGGCUCCUCCCCGAGGGGGCGUGGCUCCAGCCUCACCGGGCGCUGGCAGUCGUCUUGAGCCGCCAGACGGGUUGGCUGCUCUCUCUGGUUCUCUUUUUCUGAGAGGCUUCUCCGGAGAUCCGGAGCGACUCCGCUUUCGGGCCGGGCGUUCCAGGCUGGGCUCGGCCUCCUUCGGAAGACCCCCCAUGGGCCCCCUGUGGAGCCUCGGCGCCCUGCUCUGCCUCCUCCCCGGCUCCUCGCUGGCGCAGACGGUGCGCGUCCUGGAUGAGGUGACGGGCUUCCUGGGCCAGGAGGCGGUGCUGCCCUGCCACUUUGUGAAGGCGGCUCCGGACAGCAAGGUCAGCCAGGUGACCUGGAUGAAGGAGGCCUCGGGGCGCAAGCAGAACGUGGCGGUCUUCCACCCGGAGCACGGGCCCAGCUUCCCCAUGGACCGGGAGGGCACCCGCAUCCGCUUCCGCACCCCCUCCCUGGAGGACACCACCCUGGUCAUCGGGCCCCUGCGCCUGGACGACCAGGGCACCUACUUCUGCGAGUUCGCCACCUACCCUGGGGGCAACCAGGACGGCGUCACACACCUCAUCGUCCUGGCCAAGCCUACCAACACAGCCGAAGCCCACGAGGUGAAGGUGAGCAACUUGGAGCAGCCUGUGGCCACUUGCACCUCCGCCCAGGGCAAGCCUCCUGCCCGCAUCACCUGGCAGUCCAGCCUUGGGGGCAACACCAGCACCUCGGAGGUCACCAAUGCCGACGGCACCAUCACUGUCACCAGCCAGUACCGCCUGGUCCCCAGCAAGGAGGCCAAUGGGCAGCGGGUGACCUGUGUGGUGGAGCACAAGUCCCUGCCCCAGCCCGAGACCCUCCCCGUCACCCUCUCCAUCCUAUAUCCCCCCGAGGUGUCCAUUGUGGGUUAUGACGACAAUUGGUACCUGAGUCGCAACGAGGCCAUGCUCACCUGCCGCGCCAAUGGCAACCCCAUGCCCACCGAGUUCAUCUGGAGCACGUCCAGCGGGCCGCUUCCCAAGACGGUGACGGUACAAGGCGGGAACCUCUUGGUGCAAAACGUGGACGCUUCCGUCAACACGACCUUCAUCUGCCAGGCCACCAACCGCGUGGGGCAAGUGGCCACCGAGCAGGUCAUCUUCGUGAGAGACAAGCCCAACUUGGACGGGGCGGGCACCACCGGGGGCAUCAUCGGCGGCCUCAUCGCGGGCAUCGUGGCCUUGGCCGUGGUGGCCACCGGCGUCCUCAUCUGCCGCCAGCAACAGAAGAACCGCAUGGACCACGAAGAGGACGACUUAGAAGGGCCUCCGCCAUACAAGCCGCCCCCGCCUUGCCAGCUGUCUGAUGAAACAGAACCGGUGCCUAACCCCAAUGAGGUUGAAAAUAUCCCGCUCAAAAGUUCCUAUUUGGAACCCAGCGCCACCGAGGAUUUCUUUGGAGGGGUGGCUCCCACCACAACCGAGGAGGCUCCCCGGUACCACGAACUGCCCACGCUGGAGGAGCGGGAGGCGGCCAGCGAAGCCGGGCCGGGUUUGGAGGACGACGACUAUUUGGACCAGAUCAACCCCAUUUACGACGGCCUCUCCUUCCCGGCCAUGGAGGACGAGGCCGCUUUGACCCCGCUGCCCACCGACAAAGCCUUCGUGAUGUCCAGGGCCAUGUACGUCUGAGGACAGCGGAGGUUGCCGUCGUCAUCGUCCUUUAGUCCACUCUUGUCCAUCGGUCAGUCGGCCAGCUCUAGCUCUCUUGCAGGUGCCUUACGAUGCCAAGGACAUCCUUUUGCUCUGGCCUUCUCCCUCUUUUUUCCAUCCAGUCCAAUUCAGGUUAGGUCCUUCCUUGGACUUUCCUUUCAGUUGUGGCUUCCGUCUCCAAAAUGGCAACUAAGUCCCGCUUUUGGACUUCACUUUCUUGGGGUCGUGCCAUCUCCAACACAUCCACAAAGGUGAAGGCGAUCCAUUUGUCAAUCAGGUCCUGAACUUUUGGAAUUUUCUUUUCUUGGCUACUGUUUCCAAAACAUACACCAAGCCAGGGAGAUACACUUGGCAAAUAGCUCCUUCUUCUAGACCAGUGGUUCCCAAACUUAUUUGGCCUACUGUCCCCUUUCCAGAAAAAAUAUGACUCAGCACCUCCUGGAAAGGGGGCGUGGCUUAGAGGGGUGGGCGUGGCUCCUGCUCAAGAGGGCGGGGCUGAGCCUCUCCCCUAGUCCAAGACAAAUGGGCGGCCAGGACUGGGAUGGGCGGAGUUACGAGCACUGAGGCAGGGCUGAGCUUCUAUCCCUGUCCUGUGGUGCAUGCCAAGACACAGGAGGCGGGGCUAGAGGAGGGGGCGGGGCUAGAGGAGGGGCAGGGCCUCUUCCCAAGUGCCUGACAGGGCUGAACCUCUAUACCCCGCCCCUGUGUUCUAACAAGCGCCUCAGGGGAGAUAUAGAGGCUCAGCCCUGUCUCGGGCUCUUGGGAAGCCCUGUCUCGUACUCUUCCCUAGCCCCGCCCCCUCCUCUAGCCCCGCCCCCUCCUCUAGCCCCACCAGCAAAACUGCCCAUGUAUAUAGGUCUGAAGCUACAACAUCAUACGAGGGUUGAAUGAAAAGUAAUGCCUCCACCUUCGUAACUCCUCAACAGAUGGCAGUCCUGGUCUGCGGCAGGUCCUGGCUUGUUCAGUAGACUCUCCUCUACAGUUCCAUUUGGCAGGAAGCCUUAGCACUGAAUGGUUGUGUUGUUAAAGUGUGAAGUAUGGAACCCUGCGCAGACGGGGAAGCCUUAGCAUUGAACGGUUGUGUUGUUGAAGUGCGAAGUAUGGAACCCUGCGCAGACGGUCAGACAAUGCGACUUAAGCAACGUGCAGUCACUGAAUUCUUGACAGCAGAAGGUGUCACCCCAAAGGAGAUUUCUCCGAGAAAGCAAGCUGUUCAUGGCGAUUGUGUUGAUGUGAGUCCUGUGCAUCGUUGGGCGAGUAAGUUUCAAGAUGUUGAGGUGGGAACAUUUGACUUGCGGGACGAACAAAGAGUUGGACGUCCUGUGACAGCAACCACAAGCAAAAGUUUGACAGAUUGAUUCAGGAUGAUCGUCGUAUCACUCAAAGAGAAAUUUCAAGCAUAAUCGGCAUUUCACAAGAACGUGUGGGUCACAUUAUUGCUUUGCUUGGCUAUCGCAAGAUCUGGCAUGAUGGGUCCUGUGAGACGUCGGUUGCAGAAACAGAGUAUCGAUUUCUUCCGUGACGGCUUCAGAAAACUUGUUCAUCAUUGGCAGAAAUGUAUCCAAUUGCCUGGUGACGAUGUGGGAAAGUGAAUAGUGGUCGUUAAAGAGCACAUUCAAAGGAUUAUUCCUGCGUUUGAUUUAUUAAAAUAUUCCCAACCAAACUUAAGUAACGAAGGUGGAGGCAUUACUUUUCAUUCAACCCUCGUGAAUCAAAACACAUUUUAAAAAAACAAAAACCUCUCUGGGUUCUAGGUUCUCCUGUGCAAUUCUAUGAUCAACUUCCCACCAAUUUGCACCGUAGAUCCUACAAAUGCCCUUUGUAUCCCUUUGCAAAUGCCCUUUGCAUCCUACAAAUGCCCUACAAGUGCUCUUUCUAGGGAUUUCUAGUUCCUCCAACACAUUUCACACUCCUGCUAAGGACCAGAAAGGAGAAGCAAGGGGAAAGCAUGGGGCAAAUAUGGCUCUCCCCUUUAUUCCGCCUUCCUCAAACAGUAUUGUGUUGGGGAUGAUGGGAGUUGUAGUCCCUCCUCCGCCAAGCCCUGGUCCAGGCUCCGGUUUACUACUUGAAAUGUUAAAUCUAUAACUCAAAGACUCCAGGCGACACCUGGCCUGAAAAUGUGAAUGGUUUUGGGUUGUGUUUUUGUUAAUGGGUUAAAAGUGGGGGGCAAAAUAAAGCAAUUGGUUCCCAGUGGGAAUCCCAUCCUCCCCCUUCCUUCUGAAAUUUGUUGCAUUGCAUCAUUAAAAAUCAUUCAGAUCCCAGAAUUCUUCCAUUUGUUCAUGCAAUAGGUCAGGCAUGGGCAAACUUCGGCCCUCUGUCCGGGUGUUUUGGACUUCAACUCCCAGAAUUCCUAACAGAAUCGUAGCAUAAUAGAAUUGGAAGAGACCAACUCCAUAGGUUAACAAAGAAUCCAUUGCAUUAUUAUUAAUAAUACUCAGGGAUCUACCGAUUCCUAUGCCAGUUAACUGAGAAUCUGCUGUAUUAUUCCUAUCACUCGCUCUUUGUAUCCCAUUCUGAGUUGUUGCAAUGCUGGCAAUUGGCAGAAAAAUUUCAUUUGGGGGAAAGUUUCCUGUUGGGAACACAAUGCCUUUAUUCCCCAUUUUUCCCACUUCUUAUUUUUAAUAAUUUUGUUAAAAUAAACGAAUCGACAUAACCGUUCCAAGGUAUGGUACAUACCCCUCCGCUGCUAUUUCUGCUUUCUCCGGACAUGGGUUCGGAUCCACAUGGUUCUCAAUUCAGAUGAAGGUAAUGUUGAUGCAGAUGAUGAUGAUGUAAUGUAUUGUCGAAGGCUUUCAUGGCUGGAAUCACUGGGUUGCUGUGAGUUUCCCGGGCUGUCUGGCCAUGUUCCAGUAGCAUUCCAACCCCAUUCUGCCAAGAAGCAGGAUAUCGCAUUCAAAGCACCCCCGACAGAUGGCCAUCCAGCCUCUGUUUAAAAGCCUCCAAAGAAGGAGCCUCCACCACACUCCGUGGCAGAGAGUUCCACUGCUGAACAGUUCUCACAGUGAGGAAGUUCUUCCUAAUGUUCAAGUGGAAUCUCCUUUCCUGUCGUUUCGAGCCAUUGCUCCAUUGUGUCCUAGUUUCCAGGGCAGCAGAGUGAAUGCUGCUGGAACGUGGCCAUACAGCUCAGAAAACUCACAGCAACCUGGUGUGAUCUGGAAGAGAAAACGAUUGAUUGUGAUGCACAUAAGCAUUCAGUGCCUUUCCACAAAACCCGAUCCCCAAAACAUCCCUUUUUGUGCCUCCGCUUGACACUACUGAAUGCUCCAAUUUCAAUGAGGGGAUUUCUUUGUAUUUUUUAAAAUAACUUUGUAAUGAUGUUGUUAUUUCUUUAAAAAAUAAAUUGGAUUUUUUUUUCCAAA
Anolis carolinensis (green anole) is the source of this 5083-nucleotide messenger RNA. RefSeq names its product nectin cell adhesion molecule 2 (gene nectin2). The transcript is spliced from 9 exons. The record is from RefSeq and is a predicted model, not a curated record. NCBI's taxonomy places the organism in Eukaryota, Metazoa, Chordata, Lepidosauria, Squamata, Anolidae. The coding region runs from base 219 to 1703 and encodes 494 amino acids.